CUGUGACCAUUGUGAGUUUUUCUUUCAUUAAACGAAGGGUACCAACAAUUUUGUCCACGUGUGUAAGCUUGGCUGGUAACGGUGUGCUGAAGAGCAUCAGCGUCCGCGUGGUCCAUUGUGGCUAGAUCUUUCUGUGAGGACAGGUGGUAAAUUGGACCAAAGAGGCGGACGCUGAGUUCACAAGUGGUGAUGUGUUUAUUCAGGGAGAUACAAAAAAGGGGGGAGAGGACGACGGUGGGGUAAGGGUCCGGGAGAGGAGUGGGUCCGGAAGAGGAGCAGGUCCGGGUUGGCAGCUGCUGAGCAGGGGUAGGUGAUAUGUAGCACAGGGAGCUCAGGGUCAAAAAACAAGGCAGGAACACAGGGAGGGAAAAAACACAGGAAGACCAGGAACGCACGAGGAGUAUCAAAAACACUCGAAAGUGCUGGCUGUCAUUCAUACAGUUCAGGUUAACGUGACGCAUUUCUGGCGUCACCGUUAAGAUAGCGUCAUGUCACAAGAGAGCCUGUUUCUGGACGCCGGACAGAGCGACGUGAAGGAGGUGAAGCCCAAAGGCCGACUCGGUCUCAUCAUCACGGGGGUGCUGGGUGGGUCUCUGGUCGCCCUGUACGCAGUGGCCGCUCCGUUUGUCACUCCUGCACUGAGGAAAGUCUGCCUCCCUUUCGUCCCAGCGACCUCAGCACAGGUGGACAACGUCCUCAGGGUGCUGAGAGCCAGAUCAGGGACCCUGGUGGACAUCGGGAGUGGAGAUGGAAGAAUAGUGAUCGCAGCAGCCAAGCGUGGGUUCCAGGCAUCGGGCUUUGAACUCAACCCCUGGCUGGUGUGGUAUUCUCGCUACAGGGCAUGGAGAGAGGGAGUGCACCGCUCCACCUCCUUCCACAUCUCUGACUUGUGGAAGGUCAGUUUUGCUCAGUACUCCAACGUUGUUAUUUUUGGAGUCCCUCAGAUGAUGGACCAGCUGGAACUGAAGCUAGCAAGUGAACUAGAGAGUACGGCCAAGGUGGUGGCCUGCCGCUUUCCCUUUCCUACUUGGGUCCCUGAACAUACCGCUGGGGAAGGCAUAGACACUGUGUGGGUGUACGAUGCCAAGACAUUUAAAUCACACCUGCAACAUGGAAUGACAAGGAAGACGACACCGGAACACACAGACCCAUCGGAUACACAUACAUGAAUGCAAACCUUGGUUUUAAGUCAUCAUCACAUGCUACGAUCCUGGGACAGUGUUUUUUUAAAUUUAUUUUAAUACUACUACUACUCCAGUGGAUUUAAAAUUGCUGAGAGAGACUGAUGUUCUUUUCUUAAAAUGCACUGUGGAUGUAAAGUCUAAAAGUAAUUAAGUUCCUAAUAAAAUAAUACAUAAUAAUGAUAUAAUACUUCUGCAUGGUUUGAUUAUGUAUAGGAAUUAACAGUCCAUGUUGCAUUGUUUAUGCAUAAAUGAAAUGACAUUAUCUUCCCAGACAGACAAAGACCUUGUUAAGUAUAGCAGCCUGUCUCACAGAAUAUUUUUUUAUCAUUGUGUGUGAUUCCAUGUUCAACCUUAGGGUGUUUUCUUUGAAGGCCUCUGUUUUAGUCUCCUUUGUCCACAGGACAUUCACCCUGUAGGAUUUUUUAUCUUCCUCAGAUAAGUUUUGGCAAACUCCAAUCUGUUUAUUUAAGCAGCUUGGUCUGCUGCUUCACUUCACUAGAAGUAUAAAGUAGCAAAAAUGUACUCAAGUGAAGUACAAGUACCUUCAAAACAAAAAAAAAGUUACUUUCCACCACUGUUUAUUUAUUUAUCCACCUGAAAACCUGAAGGAUUACAUAUAGAAUUAUAUUUGUGAGCAGUGCAAAAGCUCCUGAUGUUUUUGGAACAGAUGAUUACACAUCAGUAUCUGUAG
Messenger RNA from Larimichthys crocea (large yellow croaker), 1875 nucleotides. RefSeq names its product fATP synthase c subunit lysine N-methyltransferase (gene atpsckmt). The record is from RefSeq and is a predicted model, not a curated record. Lineage: Eukaryota; Metazoa; Chordata; Actinopteri; Sciaenidae. Bases 489 to 1169 code for a protein of 226 amino acids. Gene Ontology annotation, biological process: positive regulation of proton-transporting ATP synthase activity, rotational mechanism; peptidyl-lysine trimethylation; regulation of mitochondrial ATP synthesis coupled proton transport. The transcript has 5 exons. Gene Ontology annotation, cellular component: mitochondrion. Gene Ontology annotation, molecular function: protein-lysine N-methyltransferase activity.